AUGGCUGUGGGGCGGCUCUCCCAGGAGGCCCGUCCCUCCAUGGCCAUGAGCGACGAGGUGGUUCACACAGCCAGCCUCGGGGCCCCUCGCCUGCUGCUGUCAAGUCCCCAGUGCUCUGGUCCCGAGGUGCUCUGGCUUCCAGGUUCCACCAGCCGGGGUGUGCAGAGUGAUGGGGCCCAGAGCCAGAAAACUAAUGGUCCCACCUGGAAUGGGCCUGGAGAGGAAAGCCAGAUUAUCCUCCUUCCGCCUGGCUGGCAGAGUUACUUGUCUCCUCAGGUCAGCAUUACCUAUGUCAACACGACCACCAAUGAGACCACCUGGGAACGCCCCAGCAGUUCUUCUGGGAUUCCAGCCAGCCCUGGCCCUCACAGGAGCUCUCUGCCUCCGACAGUGAAUGGAUACCACGCGGCAGGGACCCCAGCGCACCCUCCUGAGACUGCCCACAUGAGUGUCCGAAAAUCCACCGGUGAUUCCCAGAACCUGGGAUCCUCGUCACCAGGCAAAAAGCAGAACAAGGAGAACACCAUCACGAUAAACUGCGUGACGUUUCCUCAUCCGGACACGAUGCCAGAGCAGCAACUGCUGAAACCUACAGAGUGGAGCUAUUGUGACUACUUCUGGGCUGAUAAGAAGGACCCCCAAGGCAACGGCACCAUGGCUGGGUUUGAAUUGCUCCUUCAGAAACAACUAAAGGGCAAACAGAUGCAGAAGGAAAUGUCAGAAUUCAUCCGGGAGAGGAUAAAGAUUGAAGAGGAGUAUGCGAAGAACUUAGCUAAGCUCUCUCAGAACUCCUUGGCUGCACAGGAGGAAGGGUGACUUCACAGCGAGGUCGAGAAGCCCCUGAUGAACUUCCGGGAGAACUUUAAGAAGGACAUGAAAAAGUGUGAACACCACAUCACCGACCUCCGUAAGCAGCUUGCCAGCCGUCACGCCGCAGUGGAGAAGGCCCGGAAGGCCCUCACGGAGAGGCAGAGAGACCUGGAGAUAAAGACCCAGCAGCUGGAGAUCAAGCUGAGCAACAAGACAGAGGAGGAUAUCAAGAAGGCGCGGAGGAAGUCCACACAGGCUGGAGAUGACCUCAUGCGCUGCGUGGAUCUCUACAACCAGGCCCAGUCCAAGUGGUUUGAAGAGAUGGUGACCACCACACUGGAGCUAGAGCGGCUGGAGGCGGAGAGGGUAGAGAUGAUUCGACAGCAUCUAUGCCAGUACACACAGCUGCGGCACGAGACAGACAUGUUCAACCAAAGCACAGUCGAGCCUGUGGACCAACUGCUUCGGAAAGUGGACCCAGCCAAAGACAGGGAGCUGUGGGUCAGAGAGCACAAGACAGGCAACAUCCGCCCCGUGGACAUGGAGAUUUAGAUGGGCAUGCACGGCCCCGGGGGUCCUGCCGAGGAGAGGGGCCGGGGGGUCCCAUGGAGAGCAGGUGGCCAGGGGGCCGCUGCUGGGUGCAGCUGUCCUCCCGCCCACUGUCCGGGUCUGCUGAGCUGGUGAUUCCAGAAAGGCGGCCCCGCCGGGAGCUGCCCGUGUCCCCAGGCCAAGAAGACCGAUCCACAGCCCUGCCCUUGUCUCCGAGGCUGAAGCCCCCCGAUUCCUGUCCUGUGCUUGCUGCUCCGAGAACAGACUGAGGCUGGAACUUUAUGGUCCCUGCUGCACCCUGUAGGGGUCACGUCCCCACCCAGAGCUGGCUGCGUCGCACGCUUGUGUCCCCAGAAGCCCCAAGGCCCUGCCUCCGGCUGUGUCGCGGGCUUUGGAGGGUCCAUGAUUCCGACCCUCAUCCUGGGUUGGAGAAAGGUCCCUGUCUCCAACCCAGGAUGAGGGUCGGAAUCAUGGAUAGAAGGCACCGUUCAGCUCAACAGCCCGCACCCAGAACCUCUUGCGGCCCGCCCUCUUAGUUUUUUUUCCCCCCGUUGCAUUCUGGGAACCCACAUCCUGGCUCUUCCUUUGCCACUUUUCAUCGUCUGGGGUCUUGGGAAUAAGGCCUGGUUCCUCUCUACCCAGACUGACCCUGCCUGGAGAGGUCAGGACGGAACUACCUCAUUCAGCACAUCGGCCCCAAGUCAGAGUGUUGAGUCGUGUUUUAUAUUCGGUCAGGCAUCUCCUGUCAGGUCUCUGGGGCUGGAAACCUUCCUCCAACCCAGCCCUUGGUUGUUUCCUCAAGGAAGCUCCCUCCCCCACCCCCUCCCGGGCUCUUACUGGGGCUGGGUCGGUCCCCUGUGGGAGAUGGGUUGGGAUGGGUCUUUGCCACCCCCAGAAGAGGGCUCCCCCUGCUUGUGCGUGGGGGGUGGGGGGGUGACUCUCCAACCCCCCCCCCCCAACCCCCAUGAGGCUUUCCCUCCCUGGUGGACACCGUGCGGGCAUGGCAGACGGUCCUGGCUUCCAGGCAGUGUCCUGUCACCUUGACCUCCGCUUCUGCACAAUCCAGAGCCCUGCUUGGUGCUGGUGCCCCCUUCCCCUUUUGCCACCCCUCCCCCCCGAAUUCCUGGGAAAGCCGGGUUAGUGCGUGACUUGGGAAGCUUUCAGCCCGUCCCAUUGGGUCCUCGCUCAUCAGUCUCUCCCUUUAUAGAAACACGGCAAACAACCUUGUGCAGCAUCUAACCCUGAGAAUUGGCUCCAGGGGACCCGUAGAAGUGCCCCCUGAAGGUGGGCGUGGUCACACGGCCAGCAGGGGGCAGAGUCUAGCCCAGAACCCGUGCCCUGAGAGCCCAUCCUUCUUAGUUCAUCUUUCCCUUCGAUUACUUUGGACGUGCAGGGUCCAUACCCCACCCCCCCCCACCCCCCAACACACACAAGGUCAUGAUUCUAAGAGCACAACUCGCUGGUCCCUGGGUCUCACGUGCCGGGAGUUGAUGACUUCGAGUCUUUCGGCCCCUCUUUCACUGAUUCAGAAUUACCGCCUCACAGCUUCUAGUAGAAAGAUGCUGAGUAUUCUAGAGCAAGCCAGACGUUGUCACUUUUCUUCUUGAACCGUCCCCGACCCAGAAAGAUCAGCGUAAGAGCCUUCCCCAGCACGAGAGUGUGAGAAUGGGUGCGUCCCUGCCACGGAGGACCACAGCUUCCAGAUCUGGGGUUGGCGCCCAUGACACCAGCGACCAAUUUUAGGAUGUUAUUUCUGGGUUUCUCUAUUCAAAAUGGGUGCUCCAGGUAUCGCUUUGUGGCUUAGUAAACUAAUUUGUGGGUGAUUUUCAAAUGUUCAAAGCCAGUAAGUAGCCUUGUUACUAACACAU
Messenger RNA from Puma concolor (puma), 3227 nucleotides. Lineage: Eukaryota; Metazoa; Chordata; Mammalia; Carnivora; Felidae. The record is from RefSeq and is a predicted model, not a curated record.